This is a messenger RNA of Gryllus bimaculatus (two-spotted cricket), 15232 nucleotides long. The record is from the annotation of a GenBank genome assembly. NCBI's taxonomy places the organism in Eukaryota, Metazoa, Arthropoda, Insecta, Orthoptera, Gryllidae.
AGAGAGUGAGACACCUUUGAUGCCUACCUUGCGUGUCUUCGAGAUCGAGAGAUCGAGGCGAGGGUUCUGGUUCUCUGGGAUUAAGAUAGGACGACAGGAGAGAGGAGGUGGAAUGGACUUAGGACGAAGAAUUUGAGCAAUGGCGAGGAAUGGUAGACUAAUAUGGUUGGAGCAUGAUUCAAUACACCACCCGUAGGGUGACCGCGUGUAGUGCCGCAAGUGAUGUGUUAGUUGAUUAACAUUUGCACCCAGAAUUAUGGCUUCAGGUGAAAAGGAGGCAUUUCCAGUGGCUGGAGUAAUCCAGUCAUCAUCACGAAUAAUAAUUUCACAACAAUCACCAUCACCUAGUCCUGGAGCAUCAAAACCUCAAAGUUACAAAGUGUUUGUUUUGCCACCAUCCCAAUUGAACAGUCUUGGUCUGGUAGCAAAAAAUGAAAAUGGAAGAGUGAUUUUGACAGAGAGAGCUAUUGAAAGUACUGUCUCUCAUAAUGCUGCACCUAACUCAAAUGCAGCAAUGUCCUUGGCAUUCAUAAAAACACCUGAAGGAAUUCAAAUUCAAAGUGGUCAGUCUAGUAGCUCAGUGAAGACAACACCCAAAAGAGGCUAUGUGGCUAGUGCAGAAGUCGUGAAAGGAGCAGCCAGAGAGCUCCAGGUGCACAGACCGGUAACAAAGAUUUCUACACCUGGGACUAACGCAUUGGGUGCUAGUUCAUCUCGACCAAUGUUUGCAGAAUCAAAUUGUGAUGCCAAUCCCUUCCUAAUAGGAGUCAUAGUUGGGCCAAGAAUUAAUUCUGAGGAGUUAGGAAAAUUUGAAAGAACAAAGAAGUGGAAUGUAGAAAAACUAAAUGAAUGGGAAGUACGAUUGCCAUAUGAAAAUGCAAUCAAGAAUGUCCUCAAAGAGAAUGAAGUCAGAGCAGAAAUAGAACUAGAAUGGGAUAAUAUUAAAAACGUGAUACUAAAAGAAGCCAGUGAAAAGACAGGAGUCAAAUAUCUGGAACCUUUUGCUUCCAAAUAUAUUUGUACGCCUUGUAAUGGACGGUUGAAGUCAGAAGAAGACCUCAAAUCACAUUAUAUUGAGACACAUUCAAGAGAAGGUAGAAUUGCAAGAAAGCCACCACCCAAGAAGGUUGUUGAAUUACCAAAACCAGAGGAAAAGGCUCAAGUGUGGAUAAGAAAACGAGCUUAUUCCAAAGUGCAUAAAAUUUCGUGGAAUAUUGCUCUAGAAGAAAAAGGUUAUGUUAAUUGUUUUUUUAAGAAUUGCUGUUUUAUGGCUUUAGAUUUGAAUCAGAUGAUAAAACAUUAUGGCAUUUGUAAUGGGACCACUGCUGCAACAUCUGUGGAAUGCCCAUAUUGUGAAGCAUGUGCCGAGUGCAUGGAAAAACUUGAAGCUCAUGUUAAAAAGGCUCAUUCAGCAAAUCCAAAUAUUUCUCAAGUUGUGAAUCCUGAAGUUAAUAUUGCUGUUUCUGUUUCUGACUCAUUGCCUGUACCUGUGCCACAAACCAAUAUUGCUAGUGCAGUUUCUAGUGGUAUUAAUAUUGGAAGUUCUUUUGUUCAUCAAGAGGAGGAGACUGUGAUCCUAUCAAAGAAACAGUCAAGACUUACUUCAAUUAAAAUCUCUGCACCAACAGAUAAAACGGUGCAUUCAGUUGUCUCCAUGACAGAGAAAUUACCUAAAAGUUUAGAUCAGUCACAUUCAAGGUUAUCGAGUGAUACAAUUAGUAAAACAUCAGGUAGUUUAUCUUCAUCAGCAGAUACUGAAGUUCAUUGUUUGUUUAGUAUGUAUGAAGAUUUUGAUGAACAGAGAAGUGUGGAAAGAGAGAUAUUGGACUCUCAUUUAGGUAGUGUAGGUUUGAGUAUUAAAAAAGAAUGUGAAAAUACAAGUACAGUUUUGUGUAAAACGUACAGUAAAGAUAAUCAGAGACUUGUUAGAGAUGAGACGUACAAUGAAAGAAUAUCCAGUCCUCUUAGUGCUUUGCCGUGUUCAUUUUCAGACAACAUUUCUCUUUGUACUGACCUUAGCGACAUUCAGAUUAUGCGAUCAUCCAUGUCUGAAGGAGCAAACAAUGUAAUGCUGGUUGAAACCAAACCAGAGGCGUGUGCUGUUGAAAAAUUACAUGAAUAUAUGAGUCAUUGUGAUAGUAAUAUUUUGAAUGAAGAAAAUGUUUCAUAUUGUGGAACGUCCCUGAAUUCUAAAGAGCAGAAAGAAGUAUCUCCCAAAUCAUCUGCUUCUCAGAUUAGUAAUCCUGUUAGUCAAGAAAGUAAUGCUCCUCACUAUGAACUAUUCAAAGACGAUGAACCAGAAUAUCCUCAAGAAUAUUCCCUUAAUUCAUCAAUAAAUAAAACCGUGAAAAGUAAUGAUAUCAAUUUGAGUCAGAAUGAUCUAGAAGAGGAUAAACAGGUUACAGUUGAAGAGUGUUUGUUUGCAGAAUCCUAUGCUAGUAAUUCAUUAGUAUCAUAUACUGAGGAUGUUGAAGAAUAUAUUAUUCCUGAAAUAGUAGAAAUGACUCAGUAUUUAGUUGAGUCCCCUGUAGAAGUGUGCAGUAAAGCAGUAAAUAAGCGCAAUCAGGCGCCUAAUGAAAAACAAAAAAUUGCUUCUUCCCAAGUGCCUACAAACAAAAUAGAAAAUCUUGUACCUGCAAAAUCAAAUGUUUCUAAUGUCUGUAAGAAUAUAGAAAACACUAAUAACAAUACUGCUAAAGCAAAUAUUGACAGACCAAGAAGUAUUCAUCCUGUUGAUAGUGUAAAAUGUACUGAACCUCAAGCAUAUAAUACAUUACAAAAGAAAGUACAUAGUGAUAUUCAGGUGAUUUCUCAGGAUAAUUCAAGUGCUGUGGAAACUUCUUUUACCAAUAUUCAACCAUCACAUCCUUUAUAUGCUGACCCUGAUGAUUUGCAAAAUUUAGAUGUUCCAAUACUUGCAUCAGUUAGUGUUUCAAAGGAUAAUUCAGUCCCUAACAGUCAGUUUAUUGAUGUACAUCAUACUGAAUCAGAUUUAAGUGAAGUGAGUCAAGAAUUGUAUCUAAAGAAAAGUGUGAGUGGAAGUUUGAUCAUAUCUGAUACUGACAAGUUAACAAAUUCUGUUAAAAGUGAGAAUAUUGAAGUACUGGAAAAGAAAAAUCUAACAGAGGCAGAAUCAGCAGACACAGCAAACGGACAAUUUGUACCUGAUGAUUUGUGUAAUGCAAGACUGAUUUGUGAAGUAAACAUUAAAAGUGAAAACAAUGUUAAUUUGGAUGUUGCUUUAAAUGACAAUGUGUUGGAGAAUGUUACAGAAGAUUCUAGUGCUAGGAAUCCAUUGAGUGAGAUUUCUUCAAUAGACAUUUCUGAGGAAGGAAUUAAUAAUUCUUUAGAACAACUCAGUUUAAAACACAAGAAAAACUUACCGGAAAUUGCUAUCAAUUUGCCAGAAUCAGCAAUGAGUGACCCGGAUUCGAGAGAUGUUAAAGAAAAAGAAAAUGCUUUGAAAGUGGAACACAGUUCACUCAAAACUUUGCCCCAAGUUCAUUCAAUUGUUCAGGUGGUUUGCAGUAGUGGUGUGCAAGGUGAAACCAAAAUAUCAGAAGUACUUGUUCAUGAACUACAGGAACCUGUACAAGAAACGACCAUCCAGACUGCCUCACAUACUAAUGCCAGUAACAUUUUACAAUUGCCUCUGAAUAAUUCAGUGCUCAAAGAUGAGCAAGAUGAGUCAAUUUAUACAGAUGUGGAAUGUAGAAUUGAUGAAUUUCAAAACGAAUCAAAACAGACCUUAAGGUCGUACGAUUCCAUUCUUCCAAGUCAUAAUUUGAACCAAGAUACUCAAACAUCUUCAGAAAAUAUUAGUGUAGAUAAUGUUUUGGAUAAGACAUUACGACCAGCAACUAAAGUGCCUAAGAUUAGUCAUUCUACGAAGGAAGGGAUUUGCGUUGUUGCUAAUGCCAACUUAAAAGAAAACGCUUCUCAGAUAAAUGAACAGUCAUUGAAAUCAGUGAGUUCUGAAGCAGCUGGUGAAUUUUCACAUUUUUGUGAAAUGAAAAAUACAGAUUGUAACAGUGUAUCGUUGGGGGUAAGUGUUCUUGGAGAUAUUCAGCUUCAUUUGGACACUAAUGAAAAAGAAAUAGUCAGGAUAAAUACUUCUCACUGUGAAGGAUUGUCGUACGAAAAUGAAUCCAAGUCUACAAAACUAACUGAUUUAGAUUCAGAUGUAAGUUCUAUUUCUGUUUUAAAAGAAGAAAUUGAAUUAAAAAUAGAAGAAAAUAAAUCCUCCAAUGUUGAAUUAUCAGAUGCGAAACAUUCUGUGCCAGUAGUGGUAAGUGUUGAAGAAUUUGAAUCUAACAUGAAAGCAAAUGAAGCCAAGUUAUCUUCAGUAUCAUUUACUGACAUUGAGGUUGAAAGAAAAGAUGAUCAUUUACAUUUAGACAAUAUAUUCUCAGAAACUUGUGUUUCCAAAGACAUUCCUGUUAGUUCUCAAGGAGGGCUAAUGAGUACAAUCUCAGAGACAAAUGCAGUGGUCUCUGCAAACAGUGAUGUUGAAACAGCAAUUAAAACCUUGCCAGAUAAUAAAAUAUGUCACUCACUUGGUAAUUUGCCAAAAGAAAUUGAGGGUGCCUCUGCUGAAGACAAUAUGUUAGAAUCAUCAAGCAUGGCAGUGAAUGAUUUGAUUGUGUGCACUGAACAGAAAUACGAUAAUGUCAAAGAAUCAAUUUCUCAAGGCAAGGACGUAACUUUAGAGAUUGAGAAAGAGGACAUGAACAUCAACAACUCUAAGAUCAGUGGUGUGUUUCCAAGUUCUCAAUGUCUAAAGUCAGAAGAUUCCUCCAAUAUUGUUUCUGCAUCUAUAAAAGAAGUAAAUGUUGAAAAAUUGACAAACAUCGAGAAUGAUGAAAGAAGUGAUGUGAUAAGUCAGAUCUUAGAACAAUCUGAUACAUUGGUAGACGAAAAUCAGGAAAUAGAUUCCAAUAAUUUGAAAAUGUUAGACGGUGAAUUAAUUACUACUGUUGCAGAAAAUGUUCAGGAAGUUAAUCAAUUGUGUCCACCUUCGGAGGCAUCAGAUUCAUAUAACAAGGUGAAUGUUUUUCCAAUUACAGUUCCAUUGAUUUCUGUAACUCUAGAAGCUGACAAUCAAUUGGAUGAAAAAGUUAAUGUGGUUGAAUGUUCUUCUUCAAUGGAGUAUGUAUCAAAAACCACUGAAGGAACUUCCUGUAAUGAAAAAUUUCCUCAGAAUGAAUUACCAUCAAAAGGAAUGCUUGCUUCUAAGGAGGACAUCAGAGAAAAUGAAACACAGCUGGUGAGUGAAGUAAUACCUCAGACCCAAAAUGUUCUGCAGAUAUCUGACUGUGUGACUCCUUUUGUUGAAGAGCUUGGGCCCAUAUCAAAUAAAACAAACACUGACUUUCCUUCUACAGAGGAAAUGAAUGAAAAAAGGGUGAAGAAAGAGUCAGAAAAUGAAAACAAUUCAAUAAAUGAUUAUAAUGCAUUGCAUGUACAUUUAAGUACUGUGUCAGAGACAAAUGUUGAUGAGAGUAAUGUUGAAAUUAUGGUCGAACCCUUGCCAGAGGGUAAAGAGUGUGAUCUCCUUAGAAGUUUGCCUAGAAAAAUUGGUAAUACUUAUAAUGUUAAGCCCUCUCAUGAAGACAACCAAUUGGAUUCAGCAGAAAUUAAUGAUAAUACAUUGGAAUCAUCUGCAGCAAAUGAUUGGAUUGCAUGUCUUGAACAGAAGAGUGACGGUGUUGAAGAAUCAUUUCUGGAACACAAGAGUGAUACAUUCAAAGUUAAAAAUGAUGUCAUGAGCACUAGCAACACUGAGGUCAUAAAACUAUUACCGGAUUCUCAAUCUCCCCUAUUAAAAGAUCCCUCGCAGAUUGUUUCUUCUAUAAAAGAAAUAAAUGUUGAUGAAAAAGCAAACAUCAAGAAUGAUGAAAGAAGUGUUGGGAGAAGUCAAGUUCUUGAGCAUUCUGAUAUACUGAAAAACAAAAGUCAGGAAGCUGCUACCAGUAAUCUGAAAAUGUUAGAUGAUGAUUUAAUUGUAUUAGACAAUGCCCAAGAUAUUAAUCGAUUGUACCCUCCAUGUGAGGUAACUGAUUCAAUUGACAAGAUGAAACCAAAUACCUCUAAAUUGAUUUCUGGAAGCCUGGAAUAUGGCAGACAAUCUAUUGCAGAAAUUGAAUCAAAUGAAUGUACGUCAUUGAGUGAUGUAUCAAAAGCCACAGAAGAAAAGAAUUCUCAAAUUGAGAUUGUUUCUGAGGGAGGACCACUCAUACAAGGGAUAACUGAUAGUAAGAAAGAUACCAGAGAAAACGAAUCACAAUUGAUGUACAAAAUAUCUCCUGAAACCCAAAACACAUUGCAGAUAUCUGAAUAUGUUACUCGUUUAAUGGAAGACUUACCUGUAUCUAAUAGAGAAAUUCAUGAGUGUUCUUCUGAAGAGCAAAUGGAUGUCAAAAUUGUGAGAGAAGAAACAGAGGAUGAGAAAAUUUCAAUUAGUGUUGAUGAUGCAUCAUGUUCACAUUUGAAUACAGACUCAGAGUCAAAUAAAUUGAUUGCUGAAAAGAGUAAUGUUGCAAUAUCUGUAAAACCCUUGUGUGAUGAUAAAAAAAGUGAUUCACUUGGUAGUUUGUCUAAAGAAAUCAACAAUACCUUCAAUGUUAUGCCAUCUAAUGAAGACAAUCAGUUAGAAACAUCUAGAAUGGCAAUAAGCAAUUUAUCUCGAUGCUCUGAACAGAAGUAUGACAAAGAAUCAUCUCUAGAAAAGGACACGACUUUCAAGAUGGUAAACAAGGACGUGAGCACCAACUCGUCAAAAAUUAGUGGUGUGUUAUUAGAUUCACAUACUUCCAUCUCAGAAGAUCCUUCUAAGAUUGUUUCUGCAUCUCUAAAAGAAGUAAAUAUUGACAAAACGACCAAAAUUGAGAAUGUGGAAAGAAGUUUUGUGGUUAGUCAUGCAGAAGUGGAUUCUGUUACUCCACAUGGCAACAAUCAGGAAGCUGAUUCCAAUAAUAUGAAAAUAUUAGAUGGUGAUUUAAUUACUACUGUUGCAGAUGAUGUCCAGGAAGUUAAUAAAUUGUAUUCCCCCACUGAGUUACCUGAUUCAGUUAACAAGAUGGAUGUUCUUCCACCUAAAAUUCCAUUGAUUUCUGGCAGCUUUGAAUCUGACAAUCAGUCUAAUGAAGAUGUUGGUCUAGUUGAAUCUCUAUCAUUGAGUGAUAUAUCACAAGCCACGGAAGAAAAGAAUUGUCAGAUUGAGAAUGUUUCUGAGAGAGGACUAUUCCCAAAAGUGAUACCUGAUAGUAAAGAUAUCGGAGAAAAUGUAACAUCAUUGGUGCAUGAAGAAUCUUCUAAAACCCAGAAUGCUUUGGAGGCAUCUGAAUCUGUUACUCCUUUUGUGGAAGACACAAAACCAGAAACAAGUAGAGAAAUACAUGAAUUUUUUCCUGAAGAGCAAAUGGAUGUCAAAAUUGUUACAGAAGAAUCAAAGGAUGAGAAAAUUUCAGUUAUUGUUGAUGGUGCAUCAUGUUUGAAUAUGAAUAUCACAUCUGAGUCUAAUGAAUUGGUUACUGAAAAGAAUAAUAUUGUUAAGACUUUAAAACCUUUGUGUGAUGAUAAAGAAAGUGAUUUGCCUAAAGAAGUCAACAACACCUUAAAUGUUAUGUCAUCUGAUGAAAACAAUCAUUUAGAAUUAUCUAGAAUGGCAGUGAAUGAUUUAUCUCCAUGCUCUGAGCAGAAGUACGACAUUGCCAAAGAAUCACUUCUAGAAAUCAAGGACAUGAGCACCAACUCAUCAAAGAUUAGUGGUGUGUUAUCAGAUUCUCAAACUGCUAUCACAGAAGAUCCAUCUAGAAUUGUUUCCUCAUCUAUAAAAGAAAUAAAUAUUGACAGAAUGGCAAAUAUUAAGAAUGUUGAAAAAAGUGUUUCUGUAAGUCAAGUCAUAAUGGAUUAUGGUACUCCACAAGAAGACAAUCAGGAAGCGGAUUCUAAUCUGAAAACAUUAGAUGGUGAUUUAACAACUACUGUUGCAGAUGAUGUCCAGAAAAUUAAUGAAUUGUAUUAUUCCUCCUCUGAGUUUACCGAUUCAAUUAACAAGGUGGAUGUUCUUCCUACUACAGUUCCUUUGGUUUCUGGAAGUCUAGAAUUGGACAGUCAUUCUAAUGCACAAGUUGAUGCAGUUGAAUGUACUUCUUUAAGUAAUGAAACCAAAACCACAGAAGAAUUUUAUUCUUCAAUUGAGAACAUUCCUGAGAGUGGAUUAAUUUUAAAACAGAUGUCUGAUUCUAAGAAAGAUAUCAAAGAAAAUGAAACACAGUUGUGUGAAGAAUCCUCUGAGACCCAAACUGCAUUGCAGGUAUCUGAAUGUGUUACACCUUGUGUAGAAGACAUAGUAUCUGUAUCAAAUAAAAAAAUACAAGAGUUUGAAAAUACCAAAGUAGUAACAACUAGUACAGAUAUUACUGAAGAGCAAAUGGAAGUCAAAUUUGGGACAGAAAAAUUGGUGGAUGAGAAAAUUUUAAUUUCUGAUGAUGAGGUAUCACUUAUGACUAAUAUUGGAAAAGUGAAAUCUGAAACUCUCUUGUCUUGUGUUAGUGAGAAAACACAGGAAGAAGGAAAAGCAUCCACUUCAACAGACAUUUGCAGUGAGGUGAAAAUCAUUGAAAAUGAUGCAGGUUUCCAAGAUUUAACAGUUGACAGAGAGUCUUCAGAAGCAAAGUUAAUACAAGAAACAAAAAAUAUGGAAAAAGAGGUUUGUGUUGUCAAGGGAAUUACAGAUGCAGAAAGGACUGUUUCAAGUAUGAAAGACAAUUUCCUUUCUGCUCCUGAUGAAGAGUGCAUUCUUAUGUCAUGCCAAAAGCAAGAUAAUGUUAAUAUUGUAGUUCCUUCAUUAUUGCCUUUGAAAAAAACCAAUGAUACAAUGCUUUCACUUACAGAAUCUUCCAUUUCAGAGGAACCUUCAAUUGCUUCUGAGUGUUCUUUAACCGGGUCUCCAAAAAUCUUUCAAGAAUUAGGUGAAUCUUGUGGUUAUGAAAAACAUUUGAAACCAACAUCUGAAGCAUUACAGUCAAUCACAGAGGAGAAUAAAAGUUCUAUUUCUGAGGACAUACAAGAAGAAGCUAAGGAACCUUCUGUAUUGUCUUGUAAUGUUAGUAUUGUUGCUGACACAAAAAAUAUAACUGGAUUUGAUUUCAAUGCAAAAUCAAAUGUUUUAGAAUACAUAAAAGAUCAGGAAGAAGUUCUCAAUGCAAAAGCUGGACGUGACAAAGAAAUCCAAGAAAUUAUAGAAACAAAGAAUGAAAACAAACUAUCUGAUUCUUUGGUGCCUUUAACUGAAAAAAGUGAACAAACAAAAGAAACUACGUCGGGUACUGAAUUUUCAGGAACUUCCCUUUUGGAGACCAGAACCUUGUUAGGCAGAGAACCGAAUGUGUUAGGUGGUAUGAGUGAACAAUUCAUUAAUUCUCCUACAAGUAAUGAAGCUUCUCUAUUUUCUGAAACUACAAUUACAUUGUCUGAAAAUGUAAAACCAUUGUCAUUGGAAAAUUUGAGUAUUGCUCUUGCUGGUGAAAUGGAAGAUAGCCCAGAGCAUGUAUCAUCUCAUGAGAUGCUUGGUGUUGAUUCUUACAGUAAUAAAGCACGUAGUGAUAGUAAAAAACUGCUGAUUCCACGGGAUGCUUUUUCAAAAACCUUUGAAAACUAUGCUCUAGAUUCUCCAAAAGCUGUAUCUGAAAGUGAUGAGAAGAUUUACAGUACUCAAGAUUUACAGCAAAUUCUGGAAGGAAGUGAUGAUUCCAAACAUAAACUGGAAGAUGAAGAAACAUUUAGUUCUACGGUGCCUAGUGAGAAUGUGUUGUGUAGUAAUGAAAGUAAAGAUAUGCUUAAAAGGGAAGAAAAUGAUCCUUCACCUUUACAUAAUAUGAAUGAAAUUGUUUCAAGCUCUGAUAGUGUGAAAGUGAUAGAGAAGACUUUUGAAACUGAAUUGACGGAAAUAAAUUUAUCUCGUGAUAAAGAUUCAUCGUGGAGGAAGCGAAGACAUUCUACAGAUUUUUCUAUUAAAAUGGAAAUUGACGGAGAAUGUGCAAAUUACUGCUCUCCUGUCAAGAGAAAGAGGAGUUCCAGUUUCUGUUGUGAUCUUACCACAAAUUAUGAGAAAAACGGAAAACUCCACCUUCUCAAAAGUACUCUUAUUAAAGAAACCAUAAAAUCAAAUGAACAAUUAGAAAAGUUAGAGUCUAAUGCAAAUUUAUCUACAAGUUAUUCUGAUAUUACAGAAAGUUGUGGGCCCACAGACACACAAGAUUUUGGUGAAGUUACAAAUCAAAAUAAACUGAGUAAUGAGGAAGGCAUUGUCCAUACUAAAGGAACAUCUGUAACUAAUUCUAACUUGCACAAAGAUCCUGAGAGCAAAUGUAUGUUUCAUGCGUCUGAAGAUUCAGUGAGUAAUACAAAUAUUUAUGAGCAGAAUAGAAAAAUUAAUGAGGCAAUUCAUUUGCCCCUGGAGACUAACAAUGUUCAAGUAGAUGCAGUAACAGUUACAUGUUUGGAAGAAAAAAACAGGUGUACUCCUGAGAACAAAACAGAUCUAGUGUGUACAGAGCCACCUCGAUUAAGGAGAAAGAGGUCAAUUGAAACAAGAGAAGAAGAAGCUGAAGUAAAAAGGAAAAGUCGUCGACAAAGCCUUAGGAAUAAAACAAUCGUAAGUGAGGAUAGUAAUAGUAGUAAUUCCAGUGUUAAUAGUGCUAGUGACAUUGUAGGUGGCAGAAAAACCAGAAGAGGUAGAAAAAGUAGGAAGGUAGAUGAUAGUGUAAACACAAAUGUAAAUAGUGUGUCCAAUACACCUCAAAAAGAAAAUUCUGAAGUCACAACCUUAAAGCAAACUAAAACUGGAAAUCUAGGUGAAAGUGAAACACAACAAAUUUUACCGUAUGACUCUGAACAAAGUAUAAUGUCUGAAGAUUCUGUGUUCUCCAAAACAGAUUCACAGAAUGAGUUUGAUAGCAGUUUGGAGGUAGAUGAUUCAGCUAGUAGCACUGUUGGAAGCAUAAUAAGUGAUGACUCAAAAGAUUGGGCAGAAGAUUCUCAAAUAGGGAUUGAUCAAGAAUCUGAUAUGUCAGAAAUUGGAACGAAUUGCCAAGGACAAGGAAAAGGUGGAGGAAGAGGACAAAGUCGUCGACGAAAUUACAGACGCGGUAGCAAAAGACGAGUUCAUUGGCGUAGAAGAGGUGUCCAGAAGGUUGGAGGAAGAGAAGAGGAAGAAGAAAGCCAAGGCAGUUCAUUACCAGUUGAUUCUGGCAAUUCUUGUGCACAGGAAGAACUGAUGGAAUCAAAUGAAAUUGAGCAGCGUAGGGAAGAUCCAAAUGAAGAGAUUCAGUGUGGCAAAUGCAAAGAGAAAAUGAAAAGGAAAUCUUAUGAUCGGCAUAAUGCUAGUAUACAUAAUGGUCUAAGUUGGUUAGAAGGUGAACCGCCAUUUGAUAUAAGUAAUGAAAAACUUGUUCUGAGUACUUUAUGGAAAGUUGUGAAGACUCGAAGAUUUUUGACAUGUGAAAAUUGUGGAGAGUCAAAAAAGAGUGCUGUGGGAUUUUGGAGUCACAUUGCUUUUUGCCAGAGAACUGCAGAAGAACGAGAAGCUCUGAAAGUUAUGUGUGAUAUCUGUGGUCGGUAUAUGAUACCAGCCAGUCUGAAAGUUCAUCUGCAAAUGCAUAGGGCUGAACCAAAACCUGACCCAUGUAUAAAAGUUGAAACUACUCGAACACAAAGAGCUGCAGCAGCUAAGGCUACAUCCUUGUUGCAAGAAGUUAUGAAAGAAGAAACUCAAGGAGAAGAUAAGAAAGUCGUAAGAGGAUCUGAAGAAAUGGUGGAUUUGUAUCAACGACUUGGUCCAGUGAAACCUAGUAAUUCAACGUUAGCCAAAUGGAAACGUUUAGUGGCUGCCGAACAGCAACUUGAAUGUCACUUUCCGGGUUGCACUUUUAAGAGUGCUGAUUUGGAAGUUAUGAUUCAGCAUUUUGGAAAAUGUGAAAAAUGCCCUAGAAGAGUAUAUUCUUGUGAUCUGUGCGACUUUCAGUGUAAAAAUGAAAAAGAAAUGCAACUUCAUUUGACAAAAGAGCACUUUGGAAAUCUUGAAGAGUCAGACCCAGAUGACCCUAAAUCUUUGAAGAAGAUGCAAUCUAAAUUAUCUAACUGGAAAGUCUGUAACAAAUUGUUGUUCCUGGGAAGAGAAAUGAGUGGAACUGCUAAUGGAGACAGACCAUUCCUCCCAGCUGUUAAGUGGACUUUGAAAUUUAUGCAAGAAAACUAUGCCAAAGAAGAUAUUUUUCCUGAUUAUCAUACUACUACUAAAGAUUGGAUUCCAGUGCCAGAGUCUGAGUACAGCCAAUAUUUACCUCAAACAACAGAAUCCAUAUCAUUUUCAACUUUAGCUAUGCGUGAAGAAGUUGUCAGCACAGAUUCAGUUACCUUUAAUUGGAGAAGGAUGAAAAUAUUUGAAUCAGAUAUUAUUGAUGGUGUUCCCACUCUUUUUACUGGAGGACCUAUUUGGGCCCUUGCUUGGGCUACAAAUCCUGUCACUGCAGUAGAGAAUGAAACAAGGGACCAAUUCCUGGCUAUCUCUUGUCAUCAGCAAAUGGGUGAUACGUAUAAAUCAAAUGAACGUUAUGUGGGCAAGGGUCUUAUACAAUUAUGGAAUUUUGGCCCAUUAGACAAUUUGCAAAGGUCAACUAGCAAUCCAAAGUUUGCUUUGGGUAUUGCCCAUGAAUAUGGCUCAGUGUGGGACCUUGAAUGGUGCCCAUCAGGAUGUUACGAGACCACUUCAACUAAUGAACAUCUUCAGCGACUGGGUCUCCUUGCAGCAGCGUGUUCUGAUGGCUGUGUGCAUAUUUUUUCAGUUUGCUUUCCAAAUUCUUUGGCCAAUGAUGCUAGGUAUCCUAUCUUCAGAUGUAAGCCUGUUAUGACACUGACAGCCAGUGAAAACUUGACUUGUGAGCUUGGUGGUCUGCCUUGGAGUUGUUUGAGAUUGUCUUGGUACAAAGGGAAAGAUCAUAGUGUUGUGGCUGGUGGCUUCAAUAAUGGAAUGGUUUCACUGUGGAAUAUAAGAACUGAAUCAUUAUUGUUAAGAAAACAAGAAGAUGGUACAAAUAUAUUGUUGCCGUAUAAAUCAUUUCAGGCCCAUUUAUCAUGUGUUACUGCCUUGAGUCUAUCUUCCCAGGAUGAGGGACGAUAUCUAAUGACAGGCUCCAAAGAUACAACAAUCAAAGUGUGGGAUAUGGAAGAUUCCAGUGGACCAAUUCCACCUGUUGUGCGAAAAGGAAUGGUGACGGAUGGUAUAUGGCUUACACAUUGGUUGUCAUCUAUUACAUCAUUUGAUGAUGUUUACAGUAUGGGUCAUUGUAAUACUACUUUGAAUCCUCCACGUGGAUAUGGUUUUAAACUAUUUCCUUUAUUACCACAAAAUUCAGUGACAUGGUCAUUGUCCACAACUGAUUGGGUUAAUGGUAUUGCACAGAGUACACAUGCAGGAGAAUUAACAGUGAUCUUUCCCCAUCAGUUGUUUUUAAAUGUGGACACGGAGAAAGGAAAUAAAGACAAGAGGCUGAUAUUGAGUUAUGUUGAACUGAAAGAUAUUGUGAAUGAAACUGAAAAACACAAAUGUGAAUCUUCAUGUUCUGUACCUUGUAAAAAACAACAGCUUGGUGAUUUACAAAAGGAGAUAGAAAGCAAUAAAUCCAAAAAUCCUUCAGAAUAUGAAAAAGUAAUGUUUCAACUAGAAGAGAAAGACGAAAGUGAGAAGGGUGGUCUAAGUUUUGUCAUUGAAAGAAAUCCUCGUAAAGGCAAAAAAUGUGUUAUAACACCAUUGUCAGAACAAAUAUGUGAUUCAACAUCAGUCUCAGAUUCUUCUUUUGCGAAUGACAAUGUAAAUGAAGGAAGUGAUUCACUUGAAAACAUAGAAUGUAUAUCUAUGUUGAAUCAACAUGAAAAACGGUUACUUUUCACCUUUAAAAAGGAUUUGGAGAGACUCAAUGUGACAUCAAGACUGAAAGUGACUUUUCCAUAUUAUAAUAAUGAAAAAAAGAAAAGUAAUAGCAAUGACACUGUGAAAGAAUUUUUGAUGAUUGUUGGAAGUGUGAAUGACGAUAUAAAAACUGAAAAUUGUUCACAAGAAAGUAGUGGAUCUGCAAAAGCCGUACAGGAUGAUGAUUCCAUGUUUACUAUUCCAUCUGAUGAUUAUGAAGCUGUUGAAAGCAAAUUUGGAAUGAUAUUCUGUGAUUUCCCUGCUAAUAAUUUGUCAACCAUUCCUGCUGCUUCUCGACUUUGGACCAGAAAGUCAGAAACUAUGAAGACAGCUCCUGUUGAAAUAUAUCCUGUUACUUCACUUAAUAAAGUCAAGUGGAAUCCAAAUUGCCGUAGUUUCUUGUGGCUAGCUGCAGGAUAUCAGUGCGGCUUGAUAAGAGUACCAUGUAUUUCUGGCAUGCACAACAAGGAGGUAGAACAACUUUUAAGGCAUACUACUUGGCAAAAGGUUUAAGAAAGGGUGCCAGUCUUCUAUAGGUUAAAAUGACUUGUUAGUCUUUUCAAUGUAAAUAUAUAAAGGUUAUUGUAAAAAUAGAAUGAAUGCGGGUGUGUUUGAAUUUUGUAGACAUUUGUAAAAGUCCAAUUCUAAGUACUCUUUGGAUAUAUCAUGAGAUUAUUUGCAUUGUCUUUUUAUGAACGUUUUGCAAAAUCAAGGACGAUCCUACCUCACAGAAAAUUGGUAGCAUCCUUUGUAUAUUUGUUUGUACAUACAUAUAUAUAUGACAUAUAGAACUGCAAUUUUAUUUAAAAUAAAGGGUUCUGCGAGUGUGAUAAGAUUUCAGGUUUCAUAUGUAUAUGAUCCAAAGAUUUGUACCUGUGAUCUUCAAAGACAGUUUUUUGUAGGUGCUUGUAGAAUAUAGCUUGGAAAUAAGCUUGAUUAAUAUUAAUGAGCUGUAAUUAAUCCAAUAAAAGACAAAUUCAAGAAUAUUUAAGAAAUAUUUAAUUGAACUGAAUUCUCUGCAUUUUGUGCUCUUAAAUUUGCUUCAAGCAUUGUCACAUUGAAAUAGUGGUGCGAGUCAGUAUUUGCAAACUUCUCAGGAUAAAAUCAAAAUAGUUUAAAUGCAGAUUGGAUGUUUCAUAGUUAAAAUGUACUCCAAGGUUUGUAAGGUAUGGGGAAAGAUGUGCUGUUUUAUGUAAAUAAGAUUAAUAAGAAUGGAGACUUUAUUUUAUACAACAAAAUACAAUUUUUCUUUAAGCAACA